CGUCUUUUACAAACAUUCUGAAGCCGUUGCCAACCAUGGAGGACGAUGCAACGACAAAGAAGGACAGCGAGACAGUCGUCUACGAGAAAGAAGCGGCUGAUGAGGAGAAACAAGAAGUUGUGAAAGAGGAGGCGGCUGAAACAGCGGAGAAAACUGCUACUGAUGAUGCUACCAUUAAUCCCACCAAAGACGAACCGUUGGCUGAAGAAGACAAAGAUGGCGCCACGGACAAUGCUCCAGGUGACACUCUCAAAGCAGAAUCCAAGGAAAUGGAGGAGGUUAAAGAAUCUGGAGAAUAUGUGGCUAUUGAUGUUACUGCAAAUGAAGAAGGUUAUGGCAGUGAAGGUAUCAGCAGCGAAGUAGAUCUAGUCAAGGAGGACGAAGAUUUUAAGGACACCCCAGAACCAGCUACUCAUGCCGCGGACACUGAAGCCAUGGACGUGGAACCUCAAGAUUCAAAAGAAGAGACAAGCACAAACGAAAAAACUGCCGAGAACGAUCAGAAAGCAGAGGAUGAAGGUUACAUUGAGGUAGAUCUGUCGGCAGCCACAGAACGGGAGACAGAGGAGCAAGAAGACGAAGCAACAAAACAAACUGAAGAAGAAACCAAUGCAUUGAGAACCCCACGACGAGAUAGGACAAGUAUUUCUGCUCCUAUUGCAGGCACAAGGAAUGAUGACGAUGAUGAUAUCAUGACAGUGCCUUCUUCGGAGGGUCAAGACGACGCCGGAGACGAUGAUGACGACGACUCCAAAUCGUCACCAAUCCCUUCACAUCUCCCUGAUUAUCUAGACAAAUCAACUGUCAAGUCAAUCAGAUCUUAUCUCAAUGAUUUUGAUCCAACAACAGCUCUCGACGAAGAUGACAUUUGCAACCUUAUGAUCAAGACCGAUCGAAACGUCGAAUACCGAGCACGCUACUAUUCCAAUCCUCUUGAUGACUUGAUGGAUGAAGACCAAAUGUACAAGGAAUUUCAUAAAGAGGAGGAAGAAUAUCUUGUGGGUCACGACUUUGUCAAAGCAAUGUCCAAAUCGCUGUACGCUUCCAGGAAUCGUGGACUCGACAAGCGAACUUUGAACUGGGUCAAGCGAGCUGCAGGAUUGAAAAGACCAGACUACCAUUCGCCGCAUUCUGCAUUGGGGAGAGAUGACGAGGAUUCAGAUGACAAUGAUGGAAAGCGCAAAGCACCACGACGGUAUACCAGAGGAAUGGCCAGGACCACGCGAAUCAAAAAGAAGGAAGAGUUCGCCUUUAUGGACAACCUUGGACUCAAGUCGCUGCUGGAUGCCGUGGAAGAGAUGGAACCAACUGCAGGACCUUAUCCGGUGCCUUUUGAAUGCAUCCAGAGCAGAGAAAGAAAAGUCAUGCCGCAAGAUAGGAAGAGAUCCGGCUCCAGGUCCUACAGUAGACGAGACUCUCUCAGCAGACGACGAGACCCUCCAAGUGAUGACGACUCGGCCAAAUUAAAGUCCACCUUCGACCCCGUUACGAUGCGCCCCCUGGUUGCUAGAAUCUCCGAAGAAGACAGCAUGGCAGGGCUUGCUCGUUGUGGUGACGACUAUAUCUUUGGUGAAACUAGGGACCUUUUGGUGACCAAGGUUCUUGUCGAUGGCGAGCAUGUGUCGGAAGACGAAGGAGAAAGGCUCUCUCUCAAGGAACGAAAACGUGAGCUGAAGCGAUUGCGCGACCGUCAAUAUCAAAAGAAAAGGCGGGAACGCCAAUUGGCGGAAAAGGAACGAAGGAAGAGCAGCAUUCUCAACACACCUGUACGCUCAAACAGAAAGAGAGGUCGUGAUGAUGACAGUGGCAGCGACGACGAUGGGGGUCGUCGCAAAAUCCGCCCCGUUCGACCUGGCAAGAGGAAAGGUUUUAGCCGCAAGCUUGCCGGUUCUAGGCCUCUUCGUGGACCCGUGUCACUACCACUUCUGGAUUGGCAACGGCGUCAGAUGUGGUCCACCCGAACGAAACCAAAGCGAGAAGAAGCCGACGCGAACAACACCAUGGACAUCCCAGAUCAGCUCGCGAAAUGGGGCAUCACGCAUCGGCCACCUCCAUGGGAUGCCGUCAACCCUGCUCUUGGUUACGAAGCAGAAUACGAAGAGCCUCUCCGAAGACGUCACGCAGACGAUGUCUACGGCCUGUGGUGCCACAAACUCAUCAACUGCCUCAAUGGGAGUGCCAGAGCCUGGGCAAUUCAUGAAUUCUUCUAUAGCGACUUGGACAGGCCUUGGUACUCGAGCAACACUUUUGCAAAAGAGGUGGCCAAGCUCGGAAUCUCGCCUACGGCCAAGUUGACGAGGCGGGAAUGGAGUCUGGUUCGAAGAAUGAUUCGCAAGCGCCCACUUCGUUUCUCGAGGAAGUUUGUACUCUCGCAACUGAAAGAACGCAAUGAGUUUCGAAACCAGAUCAGGCAUUUGCAACGAAACCCCGAUGCAGACAACAACACUGGAUACGACAUUCCUGCUCCCAUUAGGGUUGGUGCAACCGUCACCGCGUACAACAAACGCUUCCUAGUUCUCCACAGGGGCACUGUGUUGUUUCACGAUGUUCAUACUGCACGCUAUCUUAUCCAAUUCGAACGACCAGAGCUUGGCUGCCAGUUCUGCUCUGAUACUGAGGUGGCCAGCCAUGGAGUUCCUCGAGUGCUCACACCCGCCGUUCCGCGCCAUUUGUGUGGUUCUUACUACAAGGCAAAAGCAGGUAAUUUCGUGGAGACCGGGGCAAUGCCGUAUGGCACCAGUUAUGCAUCUCUUCCCGUGGCGAACGAUGUUACGUGCGACAUUGAGAUGGCCAACUUGAUGACAAUGAGCCACCAACGCGAAUUCGGAGGCAUCGUUAGGAAGCCGGAGGAUGCGCGAACCGCACUUGUAGAGAAAGUCGCGGAGAGGGAAACGUUGGUGUCCCUGCUGUCAAUCAUUGAAGCUGCCACAGGUCGGAAAGAACGACUGCUAAAGUGUAUGGACAAGUUCAACUGUUUGCUCGUCGAAAGGCUCCCGUUUGGUGGCGGGGCUCCUCCCAAUCAUAUCAUAUCUGAAUACUACCACUCGCAUUACGCAUGGCUUGAAGCAAAUCUCCAGUCAACAAACCACAGCCUCGACCGAGCUCAUUCUUAUCUUAAGGUGAUGUAUUCUGGGGCUUACUCUGCAACGUCGGGUGAUGUCAAGGCAGUUAAGGAUGAUGUCAUGAAGCGUUUCGUCGAGAGCUGCCUUGCAGAAGAGAAACGGUUUGGCGGGGGGCCUCCUGCCGAGACAGUUCAUUGGAUUGCAGCCCUCCACCAUGGCUCACAUGAUGUUGGUUCUUACCUUGCAUCACUGGUCGUCCGAGAAGAGCCCCAAAGCGGAUCACAGCGGACUACCAGUAGUACCUCUGGUGAGACUAACCCUCAAUCAGCUGGACAUAUCUUGCGCCGUCAAAUCGCAGCGGCUGGGAGUGUUCUUUCGACCAUUGGCUACUGUUGUGGGAGAUCUGCAGAGAGCGACAUUACCAUGCAAAACGGAGACGUACCCUUCGUCGACGUCGUUCUCGCUUCUGGCUUGUCGAAUCGACAAUCAGAAGUACCGAACUCUGAGCGAAAUGGCGUUGUUAAAGACAUGCUGGACGAGAGGACUGCAGCGGAGCAGGACCUGAAAGAUUCCCUGGCGUUGCUUCGUAAGGAGUUUACAGGCCUUUCCUAUGCAGCUGGCGGACAAAGGUCUUUGCUCGGCUAAGUCCAUGUGCUAGGCGAAGUUGCGUCGCAGUUAAGUUUAUGUUCAACCUUCUGCUGUAGUGCCUGAGUGUGGCAUAUUCAUCUGCAAAAGCCCCGUUAUUCCAUUGCAAUUGACACUCUUCCAAUUAUCGAGCUUGCAAACGCUCUCGACGACAAAUGCAAAUCAAACAGUCCUUUGGAGAAAGCCCAUAGGAAACUAAUAUCUUAAUUAAAAAAGUUAACCAUUU
Messenger RNA from Seminavis robusta, 3933 nucleotides. The record is from the annotation of a GenBank genome assembly. NCBI's taxonomy places the organism in Eukaryota, Bacillariophyta, Bacillariophyceae, Naviculales, Naviculaceae.